Saccharomyces paradoxus is the source of this 1011-nucleotide messenger RNA. Its product is annotated as serine/threonine dehydratase family protein. Gene Ontology annotation, biological process: L-threonine catabolic process; L-serine catabolic process. The record is from RefSeq and is a predicted model, not a curated record. Bases 1 to 1011 code for a protein of 336 amino acids. Gene Ontology annotation, molecular function: pyridoxal phosphate binding; threonine deaminase activity; L-serine ammonia-lyase activity. Lineage: Eukaryota; Fungi; Ascomycota; Saccharomycetes; Saccharomycetales; Saccharomycetaceae. The transcript has a single exon.
AUGUCUCACUACGAAAAGACACCUUUGAUCCGCCAAGUUUUCAACAAUGGCCAGACAAAUUCGUGGUUCUAUGUCAAACAUGACAUGUUACAACCAAGUGGAAGUUUCAAAUCGAGAGGAAUCGGGCACUUAAUAAGGAAGAGUAAUGAAGAAGCGCUAAGAGAGGGUUCUGGGAAGCUUGCUGUGUUCUCUAGCUCUGGGGGUAAUGCUGGUUUGGCAGCAGCCACUGCUUGCAGAUCAAUGGCACUUAAUUGCAAUGUAGUAGUCCCCAAAACUACAAAAACUAGAAUGGUAAAAAAAAUCCAAAGUGCUGGAGCUAGGGUCAUUAUCCAUGGUAAUCACUGGGGAGAAGCAGAUGAAUACUUGAGGCAGGAACUAAUGGCCCAAGAAAGCCAGUAUGGUUCGAAGACCCUUUACGUGCAUCCAUUUGAUGAUGAGACAAUUUGGGAAGGUCAUUCCACCAUUGUGGACGAAAUUAUACAGCAAUUGCAGGAAAAUGAUAUUUCCUUGCUUAAGGUGAAAGCUUUAGUGUGUAGUGUCGGUGGCGGUGGACUGUUCAGUGGCAUAAUCAAAGGUCUAGAAAGGAAUCAUCUAGCCGGAAAAUUUCCAGUUGUUGCUGUUGAAACUGCUGGUUGUGAUGUCUUGAAUAAAUCUCUCAAAAAUGGCAGUCCUGUUAUUCUUGAAAAACUGACGAGUGUUGCAACAUCUUUGGGUUCGCCAUACAUAGCGCCAUUUGCUUUUGAGAGUUUUAACAAUUAUGGAUGUAAGUCUGUAGUACUAUCUGAUCAAGAUGUACUGGAUACAUGCCUGAGAUAUGCCGAUGAUUACAAUUUUAUAGUGGAACCGGCCUGUGGAGCAUCCUUGCAUUUGUGUUAUCAUCCAGAAAUUCUUGAAGACACUUUGGGACAAAACCUUUACGACGAUGAUAUUGUUAUCAUAAUUGCAUGCGGCGGAUCAUGUAUGACGUAUGAAGAUUUGGUCAAAGCGUCAAGAACAUUGAAUGUAUUAUAG